AUGUCGACUCUGAUUCCAGGCCUUGCAUGUUUUUUUAUUCAAGUGAGAUUUUCUCGAUUUUGCGCAGGUACGUGCAAGAAGGGCGACUCGUGCGAGUUCGCUCACGGCGUGUUCGAGUGCUGGCUCCACCCGGAGCGAUACCGGACGCAGGCGUGCAAGGACGGGCAGAGCUGCCGCCGCGGCGUCUGCUUCUUCGCCUACUCCCCCGACCAGCUCCGUGUCCUCCCCGGCCAGCAGCAGCAGCAGCAGCAGCAGCACAGCCCCAAGAGCGCCACCGACUCCGAGUUCGGGUCCAUGGUCCGCCCCUCCGCCGCCGCCACCGCCGCCUUCGACUCCUACUUCACCAAGCCGUGGUCGGCCUCCUUCAUAUCCUCGCCCACCUCGAUCCUGACCACCUCGUCGCCCCCGAUCUCGCCCCCGAUGUCCCCGAACCAACGCGGCGGCUGCUGCGGGUCGCCCGGAUCGGUGAGCGAGCUGGUGGCCUGCAUGAGGAACAUGCAGAUCGCCAAGAUGAAGAUGAGCCCCUGCGGGCAGAUGGCGGGGUCCCUCUUUGAUCUGUGGGAGUCUCACCAUCGCUGCGAAGAGGAGCCCCUGAUGGAGAGGGUCGAGUCUGGGAGAGAUUUGAGGGCCAAGAUGUACGCGAAGCUCAGCAAGGGGAACUCCCUCGAUGGCUCCGACCUUGUCGGGUCCGGUUCCGGUCCGGACGUGGGGUGGGUCUCUGAGCUGGUCAUGUGAAAGGCCGAAGAAGCAGUUCGAGUCCUCCCCGAGUCGACUCGGAGCUCGAAUUUUGUUUGGGUCGAAAGAAGUGAUUUUUUGGGGCUGAUGGGCCGUGUUCGGCAAUCGGGUGGCCUGUUGAUUAAUCUCUGACUCGGAUGUGUGAAUAUAUCUCGUGUUCAUUUCCAUUGUUGAUGAUGAUUACCUUCCUUCUUCUCAAGGUGUAAAUAUUGGCUGGCGGGAGAGAGAUUUCAAGUCUCUGUUUUGUGGUCCGAUGACUUUCUAGUUACCUCUCUUUGUAAAUGAAGUUUCAGUAAGCAUUCUUAAAA
Molecule: messenger RNA, 1043 nt
Organism: Eucalyptus grandis
Lineage: Eukaryota; Viridiplantae; Streptophyta; Magnoliopsida; Myrtales; Myrtaceae
Product: zinc finger CCCH domain-containing protein 2-like
Exons: 2
Coding region: 1-735 (244 amino acids)
Molecular function (GO): metal ion binding
Source: RefSeq, a predicted model, not a curated record